Syngnathus acus (greater pipefish) is the source of this 824-nucleotide messenger RNA. Its product is annotated as ras-related protein Rab-9A-like. Gene Ontology annotation, molecular function: GTPase activity; GTP binding. The coding region runs from base 182 to 787 and encodes 201 amino acids. Gene Ontology annotation, biological process: retrograde transport, endosome to Golgi. Gene Ontology annotation, cellular component: late endosome; phagocytic vesicle; lysosome. The record is from RefSeq and is a predicted model, not a curated record. The transcript is spliced from 2 exons. NCBI's taxonomy places the organism in Eukaryota, Metazoa, Chordata, Actinopteri, Syngnathiformes, Syngnathidae.
AUGUGAGUUGGGACAGAGGCAGGCGUCCAUUGCCAUGUUGCCGCCGCCGCCGCCUUUCUGCGUCAACUCCCCGGCCGGUUGAAUGAAUGGAAGGACAUUUUUUUACUGACAGGUCACAGAGAAAGUCAAAGUACAAGUGGACGUCAACGCCUGGACUUUGAAAAGGGGCCACGCUCAAGCCAUGACCUCCAAGUCGCCUUUGUUCAAGGUGAUUCUCCUGGGCGACGGCGGCGUGGGAAAGUCCUCCCUCAUGAACCGCUUCGUUAGCAACAAAUUCGAUUCGCACCUCUUCCACACCAUCGGCGUGGAGUUCCUCAACAAGGAGCUGGAGGUGGACGGCCAAAGUAUCACCUUGCAGAUCUGGGACACGGCGGGCCAGGAGCGCUUCCGGAGCCUGCGCACCCCCUUCUACCGCGGCUCCGACUGCUGCCUGCUCACAUUCAGUGUGGACGACGCGCAAAGUCUUGCCAACUUGGACAACUGGAAGAAAGAGUUCACCUACUACGCCGACCUCAAGGAGCCCAACAUGUUCCCCUUCGUCGUGCUGGGCAACAAACUGGACGUGGACGAGCGCCAGGUGUCCGGGGAGGACGCGCAGCGGUGGUGCCGUGACCACGGAGGACUGCCUUACUUUGAGACCAGCGCCAAGGAUUCCACCAAUGUGGCAUCAGCUUUUGAAGAAGCCAUCCGUCUGAUCCUCACGCGGGACGAUCGCGCGGGCCACCUCAUCCACACCAACACGGUGGACUUGAGGAGGAAGAGCGUCACCGACUCCAGCUGCUGCUGAAGCGCUCCCACUUUUGUUCCUCUUUGUGUGACCUAUU